This is a messenger RNA of Erinaceus europaeus (western European hedgehog), 758 nucleotides long. RefSeq names its product neuropeptide W (gene NPW). NCBI's taxonomy places the organism in Eukaryota, Metazoa, Chordata, Mammalia, Eulipotyphla, Erinaceidae. The transcript is spliced from 2 exons. Bases 241 to 654 code for a protein of 137 amino acids. Gene Ontology annotation, biological process: G protein-coupled receptor signaling pathway; feeding behavior. Gene Ontology annotation, molecular function: G protein-coupled receptor binding. The record is from RefSeq and is a predicted model, not a curated record.
CUUUAUUCCGGUGGACAAGGGGGCCCCUGGGGCGGGCGCUCCCCCACGUGGCGGCCCCGCUGAGCAGCGCGGCGCCCUCCGCUCCUCUCCUCUCCCGGGUCCUCCGGGAGCCAGCGGGGGCGAGCGGGGCGGGGCGCCGAGCCCUUAUAGGGGACCCCGGGCCGUCCCCGCCGCCUGCCGCCCGCUCCUCCGCGCCCGAGCUGCCGAGCCGCCGCCGUCCACGUCCACGUCCACGCGGAGAUGCGGGGCGCGGGGCGGGGAGCCCCCGGAGGCCGCCUGCUGCUGGCGGCGCUGCUGCUGCUGCUGCUCCCGCUCCCGCCCGCGCGCGCCUGGUACAAGCACGUGGCGAGCCCGCGCCUGCACACGGUGGGCCGCGCGGCCGGGCUGCUCAUGGGGCUGCGCCGCUCGCCCUACGUGUGGCGCCGCGCGCUGCAACCCGCCGCCGCCCCGAACCGCCCGGACCCGGCGACCCCCUUCCCGUUGACCCCCGCGGCUCGGGAGCUGUGGCGGGCGCUCCGCAGCGACCCCCGGCUGGGCCGCCCCGUCGGGCCGCGGCGCAGUUCUGCCGAGCUGGCCAGAGCCUUCGGAGGACCUGCCGAGCUGCCGUGGUCCAGCGCCUGGGUCGGUCCCCGCGUGGCCCCGCCGUGGUCCUGAGCGCGGACCCCCGCCCCGCACCCUCGCCCCGCACCACCCUCGCCCUCGCCCCGCGCUCCGGCGCUCCCGCCUCCCGCCCGCGGUCAAUAAAACCUCGGCCUCGC